ACAACCUCUACAACACCUCCAUCACCAUGUUAUGCCGCCAAAAUCACUAACUAUCACAAUUCACAGAAACGGCCGAAAUAAUCCCCACCGAAGCGUUUCGAGCUUCCAGUUUCAUUUCUUCCCUCCAUUCACGAAUGCCGAGUCACUGACUCGCUUCCCGCCAUGUCAGUUCUUCCCUCCAAGCGCUUCUCGCUGAGUUCUCCCCAACCCGCUUCCACCGCCGGGUCGACCCUUGAUCUUAAGAAGCGGGUCAUUUCUUGCCUCAACAAACUCUCCGACCGAGAUACUCUCGCCGUUGCUGUUGCAGAGCUCGAGUCCAUUGCUCGGACCUUGAGCCACGACACCUUCUCCACGUUCAUUUCCUGCAUUCAUAACACUGAUUCCUCUUCCAAAUCGCUCGUUCGUAAGGAAUGCGUUCAUCUCUUGACCGUUCUCUCUCACUUCCACGGUGAUGCUCUGUCCCCAUUUGUCUCUAAGAUGAUCUCCGCUGUCCUUCGUCGCCUCCGUGAUCCUGACUCCGCCGUUCGAUCCUCUUGCGUCGAUGCCAUCGCUGCAAUGUCUUCUCGGAUCACCAAACCGCCGUUCCCGACUGCUUUUUUGAAGCCGUUGAUGGAGACUCUCACGCAGGAGCAGGAGGCCAACUCGCAGAUGGGUGCGGCACUGUGCCUCGCGGCAGCGAUUGAGUCGGCGCCGCAGCCUGACGUGGAGGCGCUGAAGAAGAGUGCUCUGCCUAGGCUGGGGAAGUUGGUGAAGAACGAGGUGUGCAAAGCGAAGCCCGCGUUGUUGGUUCUGAUAGGGAGUGUUGUUGGUGUUGGUGGCGCUUCUAGCCAGGCAGUGUUGAAUUGGUUGGUGCCUUGUCUUGUUCAGUUUCUCAGCAAUGAGGAUUGGAUGGUCAGAAAGGCAGCGGCGGAGGCGUUGGCUAAGGUUGCUGUGGUGGAGAGGGAUCUGGCAUCGCCGUAUCAGGCGACGUGCUUGAAUUCGUUACAGAAUCGAAGGUUUGAUAAGAUCAAGGUAGUUCGGGACACCAUGAAUCGUGCCUUGAUGAUGUGGAAGGAGGUAACAGAUUUGACCGUGGAUGUUUCUGCUCCUGCAACACCGGCAUGUUAUUCAGCUGAUAAUGGUAAGGAGCAAUGUUCCGCUAAAUGUUCAGUGGGUAGUAGCAUGAAAUCUUCUCAACGAAAGAAAACAAUCUCCACCAGCAGGCCCCCUCCAUCUGAGGUUUCAUUUGUACCCAUGGUCAAAAGAGAGAGCUUUAAAAAGAUCAAGGACAGAAGUUCAAAUUCGGGGAUGUCAUGUGAGAUGGACUGUGAGAAGUUGUCUGAUAGGAAAUUUGAAACUCCAGAUUCAAAUUCUUUUCCAUUGAACAUGGAUAGGGAAGAUGACAUUAAAAGGUGUGGUUUAGAAGUUUCAAAGCCAUGCUUGAGUCAGAACUAUGAGAAUCCAAGAAAAGAAAUAAGGCGCGCCCUCUUUAGCAAGAAAUCUGAUGGGAAAUUGCAUAAAUCUGGUGGUUUAAGAUCAGGGUCGCGAGUGGUUCCAUUUUGUGAUGAUGACAGCCCUGACACAGAAUUCACCUUGGACAAUGUAAAUGAAGCAUGUGACAACCCCCAAGAUGUUGAGAAUCUAUCUUUGAUCCGUGAACACCUUAGUCAAAUCGAAAACCAGCAAUCAAACUUAUUAAAUCUCCUUCAGCGAUUCAUUGGAAGCUCUCAAAUUGGGAUGAAUUCUCUAGAGACACGUGUACAUGGCUUAGAGAUGGCUCUGGAUGAGAUAUUACAUGAUUUGGCAGCAUCACGUGGCAGGCUAGGCAAUAGUGAUGCUGCAGAAGAUAUGUGCUGCAAGCUACCUGGUUCUGAGUUUCUGAGUUCUAAAUUCUGGAAGAAGACGGAAGGACGGUAUUAUGGAAACCAAUUAUCAUCAGAUGCUUUGCAAAAUGCAGCUGAGAAAGAUGGUGGUAUUGAAAUGUUCACUACAAAUAAUAAAAAAAUUCAACAUCGUGGGGUAGGACUGUAUGUGAACCCAUUGGCAAGUGAUUCAAAGGAGCGUUUAAGGCAACAUUCGUGUAAAUUGCCAAAGGACAUUGUCCGAAAUACUGAGAGAACACAAAGUAACAAUACCAGCUGACACGAUGGCAUUUCACUGACUGCAUCCACGAACUAGAAUUGCAGAUCAUCCGUGUAGUGAAAGACCGUAAGGCAAACAUGCGGCCGUGGCAAGCAUAGCAAGUCAUGAUGCCGAACAUGAAACUUAUAAUCUGCUUUCUUUCGAGCACCAGAAAAGGUACCUUCUCAAUUUUUUUUUUUUUGUAUAGCUGGGGAAUUUUCUUGAUAUGUACCAUAAUUAUAUUAUAUUGUGUUGUAUCUUGGCAAUCUUUAGUGCAAAGGAAAAAAAAAAGAAGAAAAGAUUAUGUCGUAAAAGAGGCUUAUGUUAGGAAUGCGCUAAGCAAAGAAGAAAAGUCACUCGAGUUUUUAUGCGCUAGCAACUUGGAUUCUGGGCCGGGUCGUGUAGCCCAUCAAUUUUUCGCUAUGCAAUUAGUAUUUGUAUCGCUGGUCACUGUAAUUGAGAGGCCCAUGUAACUAUUUAUGAGUGAAUGUAUUUGAAUUAUAAAAAAAUUUAAAAAAACAAAUAUUUCGUA
Molecule: messenger RNA, 2632 nt
Organism: Prosopis cineraria
Lineage: Eukaryota; Viridiplantae; Streptophyta; Magnoliopsida; Fabales; Fabaceae
Product: TORTIFOLIA1-like protein 4
Exons: 5
Coding region: 163-2121 (652 amino acids)
Cellular component (GO): microtubule
Molecular function (GO): microtubule binding
Source: RefSeq, a predicted model, not a curated record